AGUAACUACGGUGUGGUUCUUAUUCCUAUGGCUCCUCCACCACUAGCCACCGCUCCUCCACCACUAGCCGCCGCUCCUCCACCACCGCAACCACCCACCCCCCUUCUUCCUUCAACCCACAAGAACUGAUCUGAAUCCAAACAAAGCAUAAGAAGAUUGUACAGUUGAUUCAAAUCACAAACCACCAUUCGCUCCAUACACAAACACAAAUGCUGACAGAUUCAGAGCUGCUACAACACCUCCACGAUAUCCUACGAACCUCCAACCUUGACACCGCCACCGGCGCCACCGUCCGCCGUAUACUGGAGGACGAAUUAGGUGUCGAUUUGUCCGAUAGGAAACCCUAUAUUAGACAACAAAUUGAUCUUUAUCUUCAAUCUAGGUAUACGAAUGGUAAUACGGACGGAUGCGGUGAGGAAUUGGAGAAUGUUAAGGUGGAGGAGAGUGAUACUGGCGGAAGUUGUGAUGAGGAGGGUGAAGAUGAGCCUGAUGAGGAGGAUAGUGAUGUUGAUGACAAGAAGGUGAACAGCUCUGGGAAACCAUCUGCACUCCAGCCGUCGAAGAAACACAACACGAAGAACGUGGUGGGUGGUUCAGUCGCUGCUUAUUUGUACCAUUUGUGGGUGGUGGCGGCUGAUGGUGAUGGGGGUACAACACUCAGAUGGAAUUGAUCUUUUAAUUGGUGAGUACAACACUCAGAUUUUGUGCACAUGAUGGUGUUUAAUUGGUGGUUUACUUAUAACCAGGUGGGUGGU
This is a messenger RNA of Helianthus annuus (common sunflower), 755 nucleotides long. RefSeq lists its product as uncharacterized. The record is from RefSeq and is a predicted model, not a curated record. The transcript is spliced from 2 exons. Bases 210 to 671 code for a protein of 153 amino acids. NCBI's taxonomy places the organism in Eukaryota, Viridiplantae, Streptophyta, Magnoliopsida, Asterales, Asteraceae.